UUUUUUAUUAGCAUUUGUUUUGGUCUUAUCAAAUGGUGCAGACAUGCUGAUGCAGUGAUUAAAUCAUAGACAUAAAAAUGGAUGACUUUCAGUGUCAUUUCUUCGUAGGUUCCCCUGGUGGACCUACAGUAGAAGCUUGCCAUGUGUGCCCUCCAGGUCACUACUGUGAUCGCAGAGGCAGUUCUGUGCCCAGUGGCCAGUGUGCAGAGGGACACUACUGUCCUGGAGGACAGAUCACUGAGAGGCCGCAGCAGCAUCAGUGCUCAGAGGGACACUUCUGUGAGAAGGGAAGUGUCAGGCAAACAGCCUGCCUUCCAGGACACCACCAGCCCAGACGGGGCCAGAGCAGCUGUGAGACAUGUCCUUCUGGAUCCUACUGUUCCAAUCAAGGAAUGACGACUCCAGUUCUCUGUGAGAGAGGGUUCUAUUGUCCCAGAGGAUCAGAGAAACAGCGCCCGUGUCCGACGGGGACCUACGGAAACAUGACAGGACUGAGUGAGGAAUGGGAGUGUUUACCUUGUGACCCUGGCACGUACUGUAAAGGAACAGCGAGGACCACCCCCAGUGGGCCGUGUGCUGCAGGUUUUGUGUGUGUUGGCAGAGCCUCAGAAUCUUCUCCAUCAGAUAAUGUAACUGGAUUUCCAUGCCCCCCCGGCUUCUACUGCUCUGUUGGGAGCUCUGUGCCAAAACCGUGUCCAAAAGGAACGUUCAGCGAGCACAGUGGGCUGGUGGAUGAGUCACAGUGCCGCCUCUGCAGCCCAGGCUCCUAUUGUUCAGAAACUGGUCUCUCUGCAGCCUCUGGACCCUGUCUCCCUGGUAUGGAAUGAAGAAUGCAGUCACCUGUGUUUUACUGUGAUAUAUUAUUUAUCGUUUUAUGAACGAGUAGGUUAUACAAGGAAUUUUGAUCAAUUGUGGCUCUCUAGGUUUUUACUGUCUGGAGGGAUCCCACACUGCAACUCCAUUAUGGAGUGUGUCUGGAAGUGUUUGUCCAGCAGGCCACUAUUGUGCAGAUGGCAGCAGUGUGCCCACUCCCUGUCCAGCUGGCUCUUACCGAAAUGAGACAGGAGGAAAAAGCAAAGACGACUGCAAGCUAUGCCCUCCUGGUACACAAGAUGUUACACUUCAUGCUGCAGAAGCCCUGAGUUUCUACAAUUAUGUUUCACUCCUUAAACACUUUUUCAGGCAGGUUCCAGGAUUUAUCUGGUCAGAAAGAAUGUAGUCCUUGUCCACCUGGGUUUCACUGUCCCAGACCCACCAGGGGGAGCUAUGCUGGGGUCUCUGUCCCUCUGCUCUGCCCUGCUGGUUACGUCUGUCCUGGGGAAAACCCUGGCUCUCGGCCACUUCCCUGUCCUAGAGGUACCUACAGCUCUAAGCAGGGUCUCAUCAACAUAGGUGAAUGUCUGGUUUGUCCUGCCACUCAGUUCUGCGGGUCGGAAGGCUUGGUUGAGCCGUCUGGGCCAUGUGUGUCUGGGUACAUUUGUCUGAUGGGAGCCACAUUGUCGAACCCAACUGAUAACACCACAGGUUAUCCCUGUCCACCUGGGAUUUUCUGUCAAGAUGGAGAUGAAACCGGUAGAUCUUUUUUUAAACUGCAUGCAUUACUUUAAUAUUUGAAUUAUUAUUAAUUUCCAAGGGCCACAUAGUGGAUAUGUGGUUAGUGGUCUUGCCCUACAGUAAUAUAGUCACAAGUUUGAGUGCCUAUGCUAAUUGAUGGUCUUUCUGUAUGAGCUUGUCUGUUCUUCCUGUGUUUCACUCUAAAUUGACCAUACAGUGAGUGUGAAUCACUGUGUAAGGUGUAACCCCCUGUAAUGACUCAUCUUGAUAAAGAUGAAGCAGUAGAAAAAGGGCGGAUGAGUAAUUGUCAUCCAUUUUCUUCUCCAGGUGAUUGCUGGCCAGGGUUUUAUUGUGGCUGGGGCUCCAGCAGACCUGAUCAGACUGUGUGUCCAGCUGGUUUCUUUUGCCCCAGUCGAACACCACAUCCUGUGCCCUGCCCUGCAGGAACAUUCAGCUCCAAGGAAGGAAAUACCCACCAAGACAACUGCACUGUUUGCAGCCCAGGAUCAUACUGUCAAGGUACAGCACGUGAAUAAUUUUAGAGUUAUUCUCAGCAAGACCAUUAGAAACAAUUUUAGUAACAUUUAUUUACCCACGGUGGCCACAAGAAAAUCACAUCCAUCAGAAAGUUGUGUUUAAAUGUCUGUAUUCGUUUGCUCACAGAUAACCGCAAAUCAGCAGUGAAAUUUCAGCUGUUAUAGUCAAUAUUUUUUUUCAACAAGCCAAGCAAUGCAGUCUGGUCCUUCAUUACUUAAUCUUCUGGCCACUAACAUUAUCCUAAACUUUAGGUGGAUUACUGCCAUCUGCAGGACUGGGGUUUACAUAUUGCAAGAAACCAGGGAUUUGAGUAAGAACAGUAACUGCAGAUAUUUGUUUAUCUGCUUGAGGGAGUGAAUUAGUGACACGCUGUUGAUUAAAUCUAUCAUCACUGUGUUGUUUUCUUCUUUUGGUUGGCUCAGAUGAAGGCACAGUACAGCCUGCAGACUGCCCUCGUGGAUACUACUGUCCUCCGGGACUGAUUCUAGGACUGGAGUUUCCUUGUCCUCCUGGUACAGUCCAGAGACAUUUCAGAGCAUCCACUCCUGAUGCCUGUGUGCCAUGUCCUGCAGGGAUGUUCUGCUCUGAGCCGGGUCUGUCCCAGCCCACAGGACUCUGUGACCCUGGAUACUAUUGUCCUGCUGGAUCAAGUAGCUCAAACUCAGAGAGUCAGGGAAAUUCUACAGGAACCCAAAUCUGCCCUCCUGGGCACUUCUGCCCCUCUGGAACUGGCUAUCCACUCCCUUGCCCCCCUGGCUCUCUGUCCAUAUCCGCAGGCCUGCAGGAUGUUGCACAAUGCCCUCCCUGUCCCCCUGGACUGUUUUGUGACAAACCUGGAUUGUCGGUCUUCUCCGAUGCUCUCCCAUGUCAUGCAGGGUACGUGUGUCUGGGUGGCAGCUCCACUCCCACCCCAGCUGAUGGAUUUCAUGGCUACCCUUGCCCUGCAGGCUACAGGUGUCCUGUUGGCUCUGGCAACGAAGUACCAUGUGAGUCUGGCACUUAUAGUGCAGCCCCUGGAGCAGCCCACUGUACAACAUGCCCCCCAGGGACAAUGUGUCCCUCCUCAGCCACUCAACAGGCCCUCAUCUGUCCAACUGGCCACUAUUGCCCUGAUGGAACAGGCCGUCCUUUUUCAUGCCCUCCUGGGACCUUCACUAACCAGACAGGAGCACAGUCUCUUCUAGAAUGCAACCCCUGUCCUCCUGGAAUGUACUGUAGCUUAUAUGGAGCAUCACUUCCUCAAGGUGAUGAAAUGGUAUCUGUUACAUUGGCAGUUGCUGUUGGACACGACAGGAAACACACUCUGGAUUUAAUGUCAAUAAAUAAACUCUCAACUGUUACAUUUCAUUUGUGCUGAAAGU
Molecule: messenger RNA, 3452 nt
Organism: Cynoglossus semilaevis (tongue sole)
Lineage: Eukaryota; Metazoa; Chordata; Actinopteri; Pleuronectiformes; Cynoglossidae
Exons: 10
Coding region: 2640-3275 (211 amino acids)
Source: RefSeq, a predicted model, not a curated record